This is a messenger RNA of Darwinula stevensoni, 447 nucleotides long. Lineage: Eukaryota; Metazoa; Arthropoda; Ostracoda; Podocopida; Darwinulidae. The record is from the annotation of a GenBank genome assembly.
AUGGGUUUAAUCUUCUCCAGAAAUGGAAAUUCAAAAUCGGUGAAGCUGAACAAGCAGUUAUGUAUUUGCCUCUUGUUGGGCCACAUUUUCCUCCUCCUUCUCAUUGACCGGCAAAUCGUCAAUCAGUCUCAGAUAGGUUGUGCCAUCUCGGGGAUGUUUCUCCACUUCAUAUUCCUAUGUGCCUUCAUGUGGAUGGCCUUGGAGGGUUUUUUCAUCUAUCAUCAACUUGUCCUGGUAUUUCCAACCGGUUCCAAUCUCUCCACACGGACGUACUUCAUCAUCGGUUACGGAGUUCCUUCCGGGAUCGUCGGCACCACUGCUGCGGUGUCCUUCGGCACUGACACAUAUGGAUAUGGUGCUGUACACAGGGAGAUUCUGCUCCCAAACACUACCAUCAUGAUAUUCGAGCUGACUGCCACAAUUGCCAUUGUGAACGCCUCGGUUUAG